Molecule: messenger RNA, 1723 nt
Organism: Wyeomyia smithii (pitcher-plant mosquito)
Lineage: Eukaryota; Metazoa; Arthropoda; Insecta; Diptera; Culicidae
Product: parkin coregulated gene protein-like
Exons: 5
Coding region: 102-806 (234 amino acids)
Molecular function (GO): Hsp90 protein binding; Hsp70 protein binding
Source: RefSeq, a predicted model, not a curated record
GUUCACAUUAUUAGUUCCCGUGUCAAAUUCCAAAUUUACUGUUUAAAAACUUUCAAAAUCUUUUCGACCACUGAAAAUAACAAAAUUUAAAUAGAAAAGAUAUGUGUAACUGUUACUGUGACUGCCCAAUAAUCCGCGUUGUGCCUCCAUUUAGCUGUCAGGUGCUCCAAUCGUGCACUCUAGCCGAGGGUCCUCCGCGAAUAGCAAUCUAUCGACGGCAGCGGCCGUGUCGGUCAUUGUUUCGAAAGUUUUUCCUCCGGGGUGACAUUCCGAUAUCACGCUAUUUCGGCCCGAAGGCUUCUCGGCAGUUUAUCAAGUGGCAUGUCCCUCCGGAGAAGUUAGACUACCAACGUUAUCUUCCGCUGUUCUUCGAUGGCCUUUGCGAAAGUACCUUUCCCUAUCGUGAGUUUGCUCGCAAUGGCGUCCGGGACAUGAUUGCGGCAGCGAAGGAAAAACAGCUGCUUUGCUGCUUGCCAAUGCUGAUCCUGCCGGCAAAACGAGCCUUGCAUACGAAAGAUCCGGACGUCAUAAUCGCCACAUUACGGUCUCUACAGCAGCUGGUGCAAGCCGGUUCAACCAUUGGUCCGGCACUGGUCCCAUACUACCGGCAGCUUUUGCCAAUGGCGAAUUUGUUUCGCGGAGUAAACGUAAAUCAGUGUGAUCAAAUGGAUUUCCAAGGUGGAAAUCGACUUGGAGAGGUAAUUGACGCUACGCUCAACACAUUGGAACGAACUGGAGGAAAGGAUGCCUAUCUAAAUAUUAAAUACAUGGUGCCGACGUAUGAAAGCUGCGUUUUGAAUAGAUGAAUUUCGGUGGAGAGACAUCAUACUUCACUAGCGUAACGCUGGAGGCAUAGUCAUUCGUUACAUGAAUCAGACGCAGGCCUUUUAAUUUAAUUAUUCCACCAAAGAGUGUUGAAGUUCACACAGAUUUUGGACGAGGGAUGCAAAGUUCUAUUCGGUGCAUUCGUUUUCAUCCACAGCUUAAAAUAGCACCAUUUGCACAAAUCAAUUCGAGUAACCAGCAGGUGAGGCUCUUGAUGUGAUCGGAAGGUGAUGGUUUCGACUGUGGAUGACGUGGAUCGAGAUUUUACGAAAAUUAAAUGCUCUUGGCCGUCAACCGCAGCAGCUUUUCACACAUUGCUUGGCCACGGUUUGUUUUAUUACUUCGUUAACGCUGCCAUCGACCAAAACUGAUUGUCUGCCAACCACCGACGAAUGGCUGUCUCUUUCGAAUCAGACAGAACAUUGCAGACACCGAAUUGGUGCAACCGCAGACUUCGUGCUGUCACACGUUCCCAUGCAUCAUGAGAAAUUGAAUGGAAAAUGGUAAAUCACCUCUCAGGGCACUCCCAUGUGGUUUCGGGCUGGAUUUUUGUGUGUAGGGAAGACACAAACAGGACGAGAUUUUCGCAUACCCAUUCUGUCAGAUGUCAUUGUAAUCCGGGUCGUCGUUGUCGUAGAUACAGAGUAGCCUGGCGGGUUUUUAAGCUAAGCAGAAAACAACGAGAUGUUCCGAAUGAUUCACUGCUUAUCACUGCACACAUUAUUUUCCCGAAUUUCUUCCAUACUGCGAAUCGUGCGCCAUGACAACGUGUGCGGAUCCCGGCGGUGUAAAAAUAAAGCUUGAACGUAUUGCUUUUAUGAACGAUUUCUUAUUUCAACAGAAUGAAGCCUCGCCCAUCAAUGAUUUUGGUAAGGUAGAGAGAUAAAAAGCUUCAACG